AUGGCUCUACCGAUGCUCAUGAAUGGGGGCGCAGAGUGCGGCCCGUCGAAUGCGCUACAGGGGUUUUCGAAGCAAUUCGACCAAGAUCGAGGUGCGGCACACGAUAGAAUAGAUACCAGGCCAGGCCAGUCGGGUUCGACUUUCCGCACUCGGCCCACGGGUGCUGCGGCCAAUCCACUCGAACAAGAUGCGAUGCGAUUUUUGGUGCUGGGCCGAACACGUCCUUGGGGGUGCGUUGCCGAGGCUGGGAGGCCCUCCUGUUGCUGCUCCGCUGCUGCUACUGCUCCAAGUGGCUGGGCCGCCGAUUUCGCUCGUGCUGGUGCUGGUGCUAGCGGAGGGAUGGGUGUAGAGGCGGGUAUGAGUAUGGGUGGAGAGUGGGCGCUGCAGAUGCCGAUGCAGGCUCAGGGGAUGCAAGGUCUGGAGCGAGGAGCCAUAUCGCCGCCUGCGCAAAUGCAACAAAUGGGCGGUAUUCAACACCAUAUGGCAUAUGGGCCAACCAUGAUGAACACAGUCGCUCGUAAUACUACUUGGACCUCGGACAUGCGAACAGAUCCCGAAUCUCAAAUCGUGUUUCCCGACAUUCAACCCCAAACGACAGUUGAGCCCACCCAUGCCGAACCAACACCAUCCACCUCGACCGCCGGAGAACGCUCGGAGCUCGCAGAGACGGCACGCCAGUUGAUCGAGGCGCUCCAGCACGAAACUAGACCCAAAUUCAAGAACUCACAGUUUAUGGGUCUUAUGCGCCAGCUCCGAGACGGGGAGGUGGUCGUGCAAGAUGGAGACAUGGUUCCUGCGUCCGAAGCACGUCCAGCCGAACCUACCGCAUUGGACAAGGGAAAGGGGAAAGCCGUGGAGGGAGGUGCGGGCUGGGCAAAUGAAUACUCGACUCCUGGGUUGCAGCGACGCAAAUCUGUGCAUUUCGAAUCGGGCUCUGACCAGGCUCAAAUCACGGAGCAAGACGACGCAUUCGACAAUGCUGAUGUAUUCUACGAUAUUUACAAUCGAGAACGUCAAGCUUCGAGUGUCGCUGAUCCGCAAAAGGAUGAAUGGGCUCAACUUCAGUCCGAUUGGGACUCGUUCGAAGCGACUGCGAGUGGAAUCAAGCCGGUCCACCCGCGAAGGUAUCAGUUCCAGAAGAAUAACCCAUAUUUGAAUGAGACGAGAAUGCAUGCGAUGCACAAGCAUGGGGCCGGACUUCAACAGAACCGCCAUGGCUCCCAGAGCGUACUCGAACAUGAAGCGAUCGUUCAACGAGAUCCGACGAAUGCACAAGCGUGGCUUGCACUCGGCGUAAAGCAGCAAGAAAACGAGAGAGAACAACACGCGAUCGAUGCGCUUCGAGAGGCUGUAUUGCAAGAUCCUUCAUGUAUGCCUGCAUACUUGGCACUGGCGGUUUCCUAUGCAAACGAAGGUGAUCGGGUAUCAGUCCAUCGUGCGAUUGGAGACUGGAUGACAGGGCGAGGCGCUAAAGUGCGCAAGGUGGGGGGAUUGGGAGAAUUGGGUGUGAUGGAAGGCGUCGCUUCGGUAGACGAAGUCCACAAUGAAUAUAUCUCGGGGCUCUUGAAUAUGGCGAGGCAGUCCUCGGACGAGAUUGAUGCGGAUAUUCAGAUUGCGCUGGGGAUCUUGCUCAAUACUAUGGAGGACUAUUCCAAGGCGCAAGAUUGUUUUAGAACCGCACUUGCUGUGCGGCCUGAUGACUGGCUCUUGUUCAACCGUGUAGGCGCAACUUUGGCUAACAGUGGGGGCCCAGAAGAAGCUUUGGCAUUCUACUACAAGGCCCUUGAGCUCAACCCCGGAUACAUCCGCGCUCGAUACAACUUGGGAAUUUCUCGUUACGAAGAGGCUGCACAGCACCUUGUGGAUGCACUUGUCCUGCAAGAGAGCGAGGGUCUAAAUAAUGAGCGAGGUGUGACCUCGGGUUCACUCUGGGACACGUUGCGUUCAACUUGUUUGAACCUGCAGCGAGUGGACUUGGCCGUUGUUUGUGAGACAAGGGACUUGCAGAAAUUCAUCGAUAGCUUCCACCGGGCGGAGGCAUAA
Messenger RNA from Rhizoctonia solani, 2043 nucleotides. Its product is annotated as peroxisomal targeting signal 1 receptor. Bases 1 to 2043 code for a protein of 680 amino acids. NCBI's taxonomy places the organism in Eukaryota, Fungi, Basidiomycota, Agaricomycetes, Cantharellales, Ceratobasidiaceae. The transcript is spliced from 11 exons. Gene Ontology annotation, molecular function: protein binding. Gene Ontology annotation, biological process: protein import into peroxisome matrix, docking. Gene Ontology annotation, cellular component: cytosol; peroxisomal membrane. The record is from RefSeq and is a predicted model, not a curated record.